AUGCCAUUUGGUCUGAAAAAUGCGGGAUCAACAUACCAAAGGUUGGUGAAUAAGAUGUUCAAGGAGAAGCUGGGGGACAUAAUGGAGGUCAACAACGAUGACAUGGUAGUCAAAUCCAAAAAAGAUGAGGAUCACCUCAAGGAUCUCGAGGAAGCCUUCGACAUCCUAGACCAAUAUAACAUGAAGUUGGAUCCCUCCAAGUGCCACUUUGGGAUGAGAUCGAGAAAGUUCCUGGGAUGCAUGGUUACCAAAAGAGGAAUCGAAGCAAGACAAAAACAAAUGAAGGCCAUCCUUGAUCUGAAAUCACCUCCCUCGAUAAAGGAUAUCCAAAGAUUAACAGGAAGAGUGGCAGCCCUAAACAGGUUCAUCUCAAGAUCCCCAGAAAGAUGCAAGCCUUUCUACGACAUCUUCAAGAAAAACAAAAUAUUCAAGUGGACCCAGGAACACGAAGAUGCUUACCAAGAGCUUAAAAAACAUUUAAGCUCGCCACCUCUAUCGGUAAAACUACUAGAUGGGGAACCAAUCCUUCUUUACCUAUCAGUAUCCUUAAGCGCAGUAAGCGUUGUACAAGCCAAGGAUCUCGAUGGGAACGAACAUCCCAUAUACUAUGUAAGUAAAAAUAUCCUGGAUCUUGAGACCAGAUUUGUGGCAAAAUUUAGUGAUGAUCUAAGAGCUAAAGUCAAAAUAGAAGCCAAACAACUUGUAGAAGAGGAAAACAUGGGAAGAUGGAUUCUAUUCACAGAUGGAAUAUCGAACCAAAGAGGAACUGGCUUGGGGAUCAUACUAAAAUCGCUACAUGGGGACAUCCUACCCUAUGUACUCCGCUGUGAAUUCAAUGCAACCAACAAUGAAGUAGAAUACGAAGCACUAAUCAUGGGAAUACAGUUAGUCAAGGAUCUUCAAAUCAAGGAUCCUCAUGUAUUCAUCGAAUCUUUGCUACUAACUAAUCAUUUUAAUGGAUCCUAUGUAGUGAAAGGAGAGAAGCUAGUUCUAUAUCUCCAAAUCCUUAAAAACCUGGCCUCAAAAUUCAAAACAUUUACCCUAAACCAGGUUCCUAGAGAAGACAAUGCUGAAGCUGAUGCUUUGGCCAAUCUAGGAUCUUCCUUAAGGAUCCCCUUGGAGAACAAGAUCCUUAUAGCCUACGUAUUGACCCCGAAAAUCGAGGAUCCCAUUGAGGGACUAAGAAACCCCAACGAUCAUGAGGAGACUGUCGACGUUGCCGCGAUCGAGGAUCCCGACUCAACGACCCAACAUCAGGAUCCUAACAUCCAAGAUCCUUCUCCGACCUUAGGAUCCUAG
Messenger RNA from Lactuca sativa (garden lettuce), 1299 nucleotides. The record is from RefSeq and is a predicted model, not a curated record. Lineage: Eukaryota; Viridiplantae; Streptophyta; Magnoliopsida; Asterales; Asteraceae.